Ruditapes philippinarum (Manila clam) is the source of this 6049-nucleotide messenger RNA. RefSeq lists its product as uncharacterized. NCBI's taxonomy places the organism in Eukaryota, Metazoa, Mollusca, Bivalvia, Venerida, Veneridae. The transcript has 5 exons. The record is from RefSeq and is a predicted model, not a curated record. The coding region runs from base 139 to 1338 and encodes 399 amino acids.
UAUUGGGUUCGAAAGUCGUGUUUCUUAAUUUAGUGGUGUACAACCACUUGAAGCGGGAUUUCCAAAACAACAGUUUGGAGGGAAGCAGUUUUAUUUUAUGGCCCUUACUUGUAAAGAAUCCAACAGAACAUAGAAGUAAUGUCCAAAAAGCAGAAAUUAAUAAAAAGCGCUGAAACAGGAAAGGUAAAGCAGCAUGGAGGAGAGUUGAACAAAAAACAGAGUCCUAAAUUAGCAGCUGAAAUGGAGUCUGUCCGUAUAACAAGAUCCUCUCCACAGGUAGCAGCCACCACACCGUCAUCAUUGUACGAUUUUAUGGGAGAAUCGCCUCUAAGCGACAGCAGUAAAAACAACAGUAAGAAGCAAGUUGUGUCUAAAUCUGACGAGAAAAAAAAGGUAAAGAAAACAACUGGUAAAGGGAAAAGUACAAAAACAAAGCAGGUGAGCAGUGACAAAAUUAAAUUGAAAGCUGGCAGUACGAAAACAGCAGAUGCUGUUUCCAAAGCAACGGUGACACCUAAAGGAAGAUCUUCAAAAGUUAUUAUCUCAAUACAAAAUGCAAAUGUUGAGCAACAGAAAGAAACAAAGCAGGGAAAUAGUCGAUUCAGGGCAUUGAAGCCCAUUCCUCAACCAAAUUUGGAUGAUAUCUCACCAAUUAUACGCGAUAGAAAAUCAAAAACGCCAACGCGAAUGAAAAGAUCCAGUGACUCUAAAACAGUUGAAAAUGACUCUGUUGAAAGAAAGAAACUUAGAUCCUCCACUAAUGGCACUGAAAGUAAGUUUUCUGGAAGUGUUUCAUAUAUGGAGGCAGAAGAGAGCAGUUCUUCUAACGAUAGUGCAAUCUUUGUGUCCCCCAGACAGACCAUGCCUAGAUUUAAUGCGGCUAAAACUUCAACCCCAGCUGAGGUUUCUGGUAAAAGUAAAAAAUUGGCAACGAAAAAGGUCUCUAAACAUGCAGCAAAAAAUACAUCAACACCUAACGAGUUUAAGCCGAAGAAAAAUUUCACGGGACUAAAAGAGAACAUUGCAAAGCUGUCGCCUGUUCAACGGUUAGAUACGCCAACAUCUGAUUAUGGUUCCAUGGAAAUAAUCCCUACACCCAGCCCUAAAAAAGCAAAUAGAAGGAAAAGAGAAAGCUCCCCAGCAUUUACUUUGGAUGAAGAUGAUUCAGGUGAAAAUAUCAACCUUAAUAAAUCAGUCGACAAAUCCUAUAAAAGAUCCAAGAAGAAGUUUGAAACUGGUUAUGGCAGGUUAUCUACUUCAAAGAUUGAUGAGUGGGCAGACAAAGUAAACUCUGAAUUGGAGGACAUUGAAAACUUUGAGCUAAGUGUGGAAGGAUAAAGACUGCAUUUUGUCAAAGAUAGACAGUCACUAACAAAUAAGCAUUCUCAAGUUCAGCAAUGUUCAGCAGCGGAUGUAUGAAGAUUUCUACAAUGUCAAAAAUGGCAGAAACUUUUAGGGUGUGCUAAUUGUACAAUAUACAGCAUACAGAGGUUUUAAUAGUGUCAACUUGUACUUGUAAAGAGUAUGACAUUGUAUAACAGAUGUUUACUGCGAGUAAACGUUGGUAUUUUACAGCGUUUUGGUCAUAAUCAAGUUAAUGUGUGUUAUAAUUAUGAAUGAAUAUUACAUGUAGUUUGGAACUUUGGAUAAAUCAUUUUUUUUUGUUGAUAUUUUUGAAGUCCUAUGAUUUUAAUAAACUUUUAUCUGUUUUAUUGGCGACACAAAUGAAUUAACUUAAAUAGGCAGAUUUUUUAUAUGAAAGAUGGUUAAAAGAUAUACUAUGCUUUUUCCUUUUAUAAGGUAAAAUACUUUUAUCGCAGAAAUUUAUUGAAAUCUAGAAAUACUGAAUUGAAUUUGUUUUAAUUUGAAUAAGAGAAUACACAAACUAUGUUUGGGCAGCUGUAUUUUUUUUUUACUGGUCACAUAAUCGUAUACAGAUGAUCUUUUCUUAAAACUGCCUUUUGUGUUUACCUUUAGUGUGUAGAGUCUGGGACUUUUUCUCCCAGGUAGAUUUUAAAUUGUAAUAUAUUUUCUCUGUAUGUACUCAAAAGUUGUUUAUUUUAUUUAUUUAAAAAAGAGACUAAUUAUCGAUAUUUUUAAAUGUCAGAUUUGAGACUUGACAUGAAAAAAAAAUCUAUAUACAAAAAUCAGUAGAUAUGAGACUCAUAAAUGAACUUUGUAUAUAUGAAUUCUGAUAUAAAUAUAAUGUACAUAAGAAUGAUAAAAUUUGCAUGAUACACUUCAGAAAUAAGGAUCGUGAUCUUUGUAUUUGAUAUAUUUAAAACAUAGGUUAAUGAAAUGAUAAACGGCAAAUUUCAGCUAAAGUGUAUUGUAUUUCAUCACCUAAUACUUCAUAUAAAUAGAGCAAUAAUCAAACUGUGCAUAUUUACUAUGAUCCAAAUCAUAAUGUGUAGUAAAAUAUAUGAGCCGCGUCACGACAAAACCAACAUAAUGGGUUUGCGACCAGCAUGGAUCCAGACCAGCCUGCGCAUCCGCGCAGUCUGAUCAGGAUCCAUGCUGUUCGCUUACAUACUCUAUAACAAGUAGAGAAACUGAUAGCGAACAGCAUGGAUCCUGAUCAGACUGUGCGGUUGCGCAGGCUGGUCUGGAUCCAUGCUGGUCGCAAACCCAUUAUGUUGGUUUUGUCGUGACGCGGCUCAUAUUCAUAUGAAUUUCUUGUCAUAUGAACAAAUUAUGAAAUGGUAUGGGUUUGAUUGACUUAUUUAUGAAUAUUGUGCUUAAAUCCCCCCACCCACUUAAAAAUUAUUGCAUCGACUCUUAUACAUGUAUGUUAUUGUACAAUUCAAUAAGUUAUAAUAGCCAAUAGUUUUCACAUUAAAUCUUCAUCACUACAUGUAUAUGCGACCAGAUUUACUGGAUGAUGUAUGUCAUAUAUAUAUAUAAAUUAUUUGACAAAUGUCUCGCUAUUCAAUAGGGGAUACACUUUAAUUUCACUGAAUGUAAUGUUCUUUGGUGUUGUGUGUGAACAGUUUAGUGUUAACUGAUUUUGUUGAUAAAUUAUUGUAAGGAGUGUUUUACAAAGGUUAUAUUAUUAGUAUUUCCCAUUAUUUUCUUCUUUUUAUUUUAAUUGUGGGUUGUUUGUUCGGUAUCUAGGUGUUGUGCUGAAAGAUGUUUGUAUUAUGAAUCAAAUAUUCAUGAAAAUAUUUGGCAUUUUCUCAAAUUAUUAUAUUAAGGUCAUUUUAACUGACAAAUCUGUAGUUAUUUUUUACAUAGUAUGACACCUUAUUUUAGGGAUGUCCUGAAUAUGUUAAAAUAGUAAACUUUAUUUGUUACAACUGUUCUUUAUCAGUUAUCACAUUUUUAAAAAAACUUCUAAUGACAGUAAACAAUAAAGGGUCUUCACAUCCCUUUAAUUUUUAGCGUACCAGUGUACAUGUAUUAUGUUUUUAUAUAGGGGUAAGAUUUUAGGAUGGAAUGUUGUCCUUCUUUAAGGCCUAAAAAAAAUAUGUUUGUUUCGGGUAACCCGACCCUACCUAUAAAAAAGCGCCGACCCUAACUAUUUUUUUUCCGUUUCUGAACAAACAAAAAAAUUCGUAGAGAGUUUCACAGGGCGGAUAAAUGUGAAUUGAAUGCUUGAGACGCUGUCUUAAAACUCUCAGACGAUUUAGAUCGGUCAUUUUUAGUUAUACGUGUUUGGAUUGGCUCGUGCUGUAUUGCGGUCCAAUAAAUAUCACGCUAUUGGAAACAAAAAUUCUACAUGAAGACGAUAUUUUUAGAAGGUAAUUCCUACCGGAAGUAUUCUCCGGCUUCCGUUUUACAUACAUUGACAUAGAGCGGAACGGGGAACCACGCACGUGUUGCGGGAGAACACUUCCGAUUUAGGAAUUUCUUAUACAUGUGGAAUUUUUCUUAAAAUACAGGCACAUAGGACUUAGUGCCACUCGUGGAGGAUAAAAUCAUUUAAAAGUAUGUAAAAUCCAGUUGUUUGCAUGUGUGUUCGACCCGUUUGAUCUCUUUGUUGAUGUAGUAUUUCAAGCGUAAAUACCAGGCUACAAUAUACAUGUCAUGACGGUCUCAUCUUUCGGACCUGGGUGAUUUCCGACUUUCUGGCUUUAUUGUGGUAAUUUCCGUGUAAAUAAGGAUCUGUUCAUAGACAGUUUUGAUAGAAAAAUAUAUAUUGCAUUGAUUCCAUGCGAAAAUCCGACGAUAUUAGAGUCUACCUGCCGGUGGAAAAUUUGGACACCGAGAACAGACAUACCCAUAAUUUUCGUACUUGGAUGUUGUGAAUUUUUUUUUUUUUAGUAUAUUGAUAUUUCAUUGCAUAAAUAACAAGGUUAAACACAGACAGUAGAUAGAGGCAAAUGAGACCUUAGUCCCACUGAAAAUCAAGUGCACUUGAGUAUAAAGUAUAGCCACAGGUCAUAUGUACAUAGCUAUUCUGGAGACCUGCAAUGCUUUUCCAGUAUAUCAUUCAUCCUUUUUUGCAUACUGAAACAAAUUUUUAGCCAGACUUGGAGUCUGACUCUGUACUGUGCAUCAUUUUGUUUCAUACCGGGACAAAUGUAUCCCAUUUUCCAUGUGUUAUUGAGAUCUAGUCUUUGCUUUUUUUUCAGAUGGGCCAUGGAUACUAUUAGACGAUACUUUGAAUGACAUCUACGAAAUGCCAAUUCAAAAAGCUUGGCUAUUGUCUUUGAUAUGUUGACAUACAUGUAUCUGAUAGAAAAUAAACAGUAUUUGAUUGACAAGGGUGUCAUUUUACAAAUAGAAGUAUUUGCACUUUUUAUGUGAACCAGUGUAUCAAAAGUGCAAUUCAGAAUUAUAGAUUUUGUUAAAUUGUACAAAAGUGUCAAAAUAUAAACUUUGUAAUACUGUAAGAGCUUCAAGAUGUCAGCACUACAAUAGUUAAUUCAAUGAAAUGUGCAGUAUUUAAAGCAUGAAUAUCAAAUAGUGAAAAACAGAAAUAAGUCUAGAUUUUUUAACUAAAACUUUGAAAGCCAGAUCACAGCAUGUCAUUUUAGCUCUUUAAUUGUGCUUUACUCCUACCAUGCAACCAAUGUAGACUCAGAUCAGCAAAAUUGCAACCAUGCAAGCUGAUGAGAAUCUGCAAUGUUUGCUGUUCAGGUUAGAGUCAAACUUUAAAGUAGUGCCUGUAGCAAACAAACAUCAGAAUUGACACAUGUUUGGGUAUAUUGUCGUUAUUCAAAAUUGAAAUAACAUUAAAUGGCAUUAAAGCUAUGCAGAUUUUAAUCAGAAUUAUUGAUUACAUGAUAAAAUAUGAUAAUACAAAGUCAGGCAAUGUCAGUAGUGAAGGAAAGACUGCCAUGUGCAAGAAAACACUCUGAACUUACGACAGAUUUUGAAAAAAAAAAAUAAAAAAAAAUCCCUACCUACCCUACCUAGCAAUUUUGGGAAGGUUACCCUAAACAAACAAUUUUUUUUUUUUGGCCUAACCAAUAUUUAUUUUAUUCAUAUCGUGUGAUAUUAAAUUUCAAUUCAUUAAAAAUGAAUAUAGUUGAAUAAAAAUGAAAGAACAAUUUGUUAUGACAAUUAUACAUAUAUUAAAGUGUGAAUUUAACUUAAUUUUGUUUAAAAUAUUUCAUGUUUAAUUGUCAUUUAGAUUAGUUAAUUUAUAUAUAAUAACACAUCAAUGUUCGUUUCAAAUAAAAAAGGGAAACUUUUAUUAAAAGUAAAUUUUAUUGGUCUUGUACAUUUUUAAGCUUUUUAUAAGACACUUUAGUGAAAGAUGGGUUUUUUGAAGACUGUAGAACAGAAAUUAUUACAGAAAAGCAACUUUUUUCUCAUAAAUAAUUUACACCACUUACACAUUUUUGUUGUGUACCCCAUAUUGUAUUGAAAAAAAAGGCUUUCGUGAUAAUAAAAGAGGUCAUGUUAUGGUCUGUUUUCUUGAUAGCUAUUAACUUUUCCACAUCAAUUACAUCUAGGAGUGUGUUUGGAUGUUGAUUACAUUUUUGUCAUUUCAGAAUUAUUAUUAGACAAUUUUUCACUUUUCAUUAAUAACAGGUAUUUACAUAUAGCCAUGUAGUAUUAUUGACAUAAUUAUAACUAUUAAAGAAAUGGAAAAUGUAAA